UUGCUGCUCUAUUUCCGUAAUAAUUUGUCAUCGUCACCUUGUUCCCGGGAAAAUCCUUGCCUCUUAUAGCGGAGAAAAGGUUCCCCAUCUAAAACUGGCCUCUGUGGGAAAAAACAAAAGAGCCACGAAAUCGUAGAGGGCCUGAGGCCAGAGUGACGUCGACCGCCCAAAAGCGGCGACGGGCUGUGGGUGGGAACUGGGAAGUCGAAGAAGUGGGGUUCCUUCUCCUUGACGCCCUUCUCUUUCUUCCCCUUUUCUGUCUAUCACGAUCGGUUCUUUGUAGUUUGUUCCACUAUCUUCAUUGACCGCUGCUCAAUUCUGUCCUGGUUCUGAUCUUGGAGGGAUGGGGAGCACAUCCUCGAUGCUUACUCAGUAUGACAUCGAAGAAGUUCAGGAGUACUGCCGCAAUCUCUUUUCGCAGCAAGAAAUUGUUUCGCUUUAUCAGAGAUUUUGCCAACUUGAUAGAAAUGCAAAGGGUUUCAUCUCAGCAGAUGAAUUUCUCUCCGUUCCGGAGUUUGCUCUUAAUCCGCUUUCGCAGAGGUUGCUGCGGAUGAUUGAUGGGUUGAACUUCAAAGAUUUCGUUGCAUUCUUGUCGUCCUUUAGUUCUCGUGCGAGUCUCCAACAGAAGAUCGAGUUUAUCUUCAAAGUUUAUGAUUCGGACUGUAACGGAAAGGUGACAUUUAAUGACAUAUUGGAGGUGUUGAAGGAUUUGACUGGAACAUUCAUCUUGGAGCGGCAAAGAGAGCAUGUCCUUACUCGUGUGCUGGAGGAAGCUGGCUACUCAAAGGAAACUUCUCUAGGAUUGGAUGAUUUUAUAAAGAUUCUUAGCAAAUCUGGCCUAAAGAUGGAGGUUGAGGUCCCUGUGGACUAGGUGUAAACAGGAGCAUGGCUGUUGGUACUUCGGAUUACACAUAUUUCUUGGGUUGCUCGAUCAUUUUCUUGAAGAUUAAGUGUUUUCAGGUAGCAAAUCUUUCAUGCUUUUGCUUUUUUGGAUGUCUCCAUCAUGGUAUGGAAGGGAGGGAAUUCCUUGCAUGUAAAUUCAAAAGUUGUUUGUCUGCGUUCUGUUGGUUUCUUUCAUUUUACCUUGAACAGAAAAAAAUUAUUAUAAUGUGCAAUCUUCGAGUGCUUCCUCACAAA
Molecule: messenger RNA, 1137 nt
Organism: Nymphaea colorata (pocket water lily)
Lineage: Eukaryota; Viridiplantae; Streptophyta; Magnoliopsida; Nymphaeales; Nymphaeaceae
Exons: 7
Coding region: 344-871 (175 amino acids)
Molecular function (GO): calcium ion binding
Source: RefSeq, a predicted model, not a curated record